AGCACAAAAAAGCAGAAAGCAGAGUUCGAAAACUACAAAAAUGGCGACUCUCUCACUCUCCUCCACUUCACCACCGACUGUCUCUCUCUACAACGUCAGCAGCAGCGGCACUGCCACCUCCAAAUUCUCCGCCUUUCAACUGAGGUCGGCCAAGCUCUCUUGUCUUCGUCUGAGCUCACUCCACCGCAACCCUCUCAGAGUUUCGAUUGGUGGAAAGAAGGAGUUCAUGGUGAUGAAGGGUAAGAGGAGGGGAUCGGGUGCGAUGUGUUACGCUGCACCUCUCUCUGUCAACACCCUCCAGUUUGUCUCCACCAUCUCUUCUGCGAUUCUGUUGCUUGCAAAAGGGACUGCUGUUCAGAAAUCAUUUCUUGUUCCCUUAUUUCUUCUACAAGCGCCGGAUGCCGUCAUCUCAUGGAUUAAGAGUGAAUAUGGUUUCUGGACUGCGUUCCUAGCCCUUCUUGUUCGUCUCUUCUUCUUUAUUCCCGGGGAACUUGAGUUGCCAUUGACAGCAUUACUCCUGGUGAUUGUGGCUCCUCACCAAGUUCUGCACAUAAGGGGAAGACAAGAAGGUGCUAUUAUUGCACUGGUCGUUGCAGCAUAUUUGGCUUUCCAGCACUUCUCACGAAUAGGAAGCCUGCGGAGAUCAUUUGAGCGAGGUUCAAUUAUUGCUACCAUAGCCAUCAUUUCCAUCACUGUUCUGUCAUGCUUGUUCCUGUUCUGAGUUUAUUGUAAAUAAGGAGCAAGUCUGAUAAUAGUCAUUAGUUACCUUUCGUUCGCCUGUUAGAUUUCUUUAGCAAACAAGAUAAUAAAGUUCUAAAUUUGUAUUUAUGUUUGUUUAUUAUAAGGAAUUACUGUCGGUGUGAUCUAUCAUCUGAUUUUGUACUCUUGAAUCACUCGUAUGUAUGGUAAUAAAAGAGAUAUUAUCAGCUAA
Molecule: messenger RNA, 931 nt
Organism: Pyrus x bretschneideri (Chinese white pear)
Lineage: Eukaryota; Viridiplantae; Streptophyta; Magnoliopsida; Rosales; Rosaceae
Product: cold-regulated 413 inner membrane protein 1, chloroplastic-like
Exons: 6
Coding region: 41-721 (226 amino acids)
Cellular component (GO): membrane
Source: RefSeq, a predicted model, not a curated record